UCCUAGUCAACCCUGUUGGGCAUGCGCAACGCUUGUCCUCCUAAGCCUGCUGGUCUUUUCCCGCCCUUCCCUGGCCUUUGGAGGCGGGUUAGAGUUCGCGCUCCACUGGGUAUACCUGCUUGAUGCCGGGGAGUGCGGGAACUAAUAGGUCACAGAAGUCUUUUCGGUCCUGAAUUUUCAAGUGACAAAGGACGUACUCCGGGACUGUUAACUAGGCCGAAGGCUAGGAGGCGGGAAGAGGUUGUGUGGGUGGGAUCAAGGGUGAGAGGUCAGAGGGCCACGAAGGGGGCGGAGCGAGUGGAGGCCGAUGGCGGUUCAUCUUCUUCGGCGGCGAAGGCACUGAAGCUGGGACGCGGGUCGGGCGCGUCCGGCGAAGGAAGGAGAGCGGCGGCUGCUCCCAACAUGCACAGCCUGGCCACGGCAGCGCCUGUGCCAACUGCACUGGCUCAGGUAGAUAGAGAAAAGAUCUAUCAGUGGAUCAAUGAGCUGUCCAGUCCUGAGACAAGGGAAAAUGCUUUGCUAGAGCUAAGUAAGAAGCGAGAAUCUGUUCCUGACCUUGCACCCAUGCUGUGGCAUUCAUUUGGUACUAUUGCAGCACUUUUACAGGAAAUUGUAAAUAUUUAUCCAUCUAUCAACCCACCCACCUUGACAGCACACCAGUCUAACAGAGUUUGCAAUGCUCUGGCAUUACUGCAAUGUGUGGCAUCACACCCAGAAACCAGGUCAGCUUUUCUUGCAGCACACAUCCCACUUUUUUUGUACCCCUUUUUGCACACUGUCAGCAAAACGCGUCCCUUUGAGUAUCUUCGGCUUACUAGUCUUGGAGUUAUUGGGGCCUUGGUGAAAACAGAUGAGCAAGAAGUAAUCAACUUUUUAUUGACAACAGAAAUUAUCCCUUUGUGCUUGCGCAUUAUGGAAUCUGGAAGUGAACUUUCUAAAACAGUUGCCACAUUCAUCCUCCAGAAGAUCCUCUUAGAUGACACUGGUUUGGCUUAUAUAUGUCAGACAUAUGAACGUUUCUCCCAUGUUGCCAUGAUCUUGGGUAAAAUGGUCCUGCAGCUAUCCAAAGAGCCUUCUGCCCGUCUUUUGAAGCAUGUAGUAAGAUGUUACCUUCGACUCUCAGAUAAUCCCAGGGCACGUGAAGCACUCAGGCAGUGUCUCCCUGACCAGCUGAAGGACACAACCUUUGCCCAGGUGCUAAAAGAUGAUACCACCACGAAACGCUGGCUUGCACAACUGGUGAAGAACCUGCAAGAGGGCCAGGUCACCGAUCCACGGGAGACAGAACCUCACUCCAGGCUUUCAGGCCAGUGACUGAGAGAGACUUCCGUAAGGAGGUGACUCUGGCGCCAACUGGUGGACCAGCGAGUGAUGGCGUCCCUGAUACAAGAUCGUCUGACCACCGAUGAGGACC
Molecule: messenger RNA, 1414 nt
Organism: Sciurus carolinensis (gray squirrel)
Lineage: Eukaryota; Metazoa; Chordata; Mammalia; Rodentia; Sciuridae
Gene: Cnot9
Product: CCR4-NOT transcription complex subunit 9
Exons: 11
Coding region: 403-1314 (303 amino acids)
Biological process (GO): negative regulation of translation; mRNA catabolic process
Cellular component (GO): CCR4-NOT complex; P-body; CCR4-NOT core complex
Source: RefSeq, a predicted model, not a curated record